This is a messenger RNA of Oryza sativa Japonica Group (Japanese rice), 1581 nucleotides long. RefSeq names its product casein kinase II subunit alpha-2-like. NCBI's taxonomy places the organism in Eukaryota, Viridiplantae, Streptophyta, Magnoliopsida, Poales, Poaceae. The record is from RefSeq and is a predicted model, not a curated record. Gene Ontology annotation, molecular function: ATP binding; protein serine/threonine kinase activity. Gene Ontology annotation, cellular component: protein kinase CK2 complex; cytosol; nucleus. Gene Ontology annotation, biological process: peptidyl-serine phosphorylation; regulation of cell cycle; peptidyl-threonine phosphorylation.
CAGAAAAAAGAAAGAAAAAGGAAAAAAGAUUCAUCUCUUCCUCCUCGUCUUGUCCCCUUCCCUCGUCGAAACCCUAGCUAGGCUCGCCGCCGGCGACGCCCGCCUCGCCGAUGCGCUCCCCCACCUGACCGCUCCGCCUCGCUCUCCCGGGUCGUCGUUGCCUCACCGCUGUGCCCGCCCACCCCCACCUGGGCAGCGGGCGGGAUCCAGUCCCAGAUCGGCGCCAUGUCCAAGGCCAGGGUCUACACCGACGUCAACGUGCUGCGCCCCAAGGAGUACUGGGACUACGAGGCCCUCACCGUCCAAUGGGGUGAGCAGGAUGAUUAUGAAGUUGUCAGGAAAGUUGGGAGAGGAAAAUACAGCGAGGUCUUUGAGGGUAUUAAUGUCAACAACAAUGAAAAAUGCAUUAUCAAAAUUCUCAAGCCUGUGAAGAAAAAGAAGAUCAAAAGAGAGAUAAAAAUACUUCAGAAUCUUUGUGGAGGUCCAAAUAUCGUGAAACUGCUUGAUAUUGUUAGAGAUCAGCACUCAAAAACACCAAGCUUGAUAUUUGAAUAUGUCAACAACACAGAUUUCAAAGUGCUAUACCCAACCCUGACAGAUUAUGACAUCCGUUAUUAUAUCUACGAGCUACUGAAGGCUUUAGAUUACUGCCAUUCACAAGGCAUCAUGCACCGCGAUGUGAAGCCUCACAAUGUUAUGAUAGAUCACGAGCUUCGAAAACUCCGAUUAAUAGACUGGGGCCUUGCUGAAUUCUACCACCCUGGCAAGGAAUAUAAUGUCCGUGUUGCUUCAAGGUACUUCAAGGGACCUGAGCUUCUUGUUGACUUGCAAGAUUAUGACUACUCUUUGGACAUGUGGAGUCUUGGUUGCAUGUUUGCUGGAAUGAUCUUCCGCAAGGAGCCAUUUUUCUAUGGUCAUGACAACCAUGAUCAACUUGUUAAGAUCGCAAAGGUACUUGGGACAGACAGCCUGAAUUCAUACUUGAACAAGUACCGUAUUGAGCUUGACCCACAGCUUGAAGCCCUCGUUGGAAGGCACAGCAGGAAACCUUGGUCAAAGUUUAUUAAUGCUGACAACCAACAUCUAGUAUCCCCAGAGGCCAUCGAUUUCCUUGACAAGCUUCUUCGCUAUGAUCACCAGGAUAGACUUACUGCACGUGAAGCUAUGGCACACCCAUACUUUCUCCAAGUGAGGGCUGCGGAGAACAGUAGGCCUCGUGCACAAUAGACAAAAGAACGGGACUAUUGCUGACUGUCGAUUAGCAGCAGUCAUGGAGCUGCACCGUAUUAGUGACUUAGUCCAGUCACUUGUAUUGGGAGUUUGAGAUUCGGUAAUGGUUGAAUCACCUGGCAAGAGGAUUCUGGGAGAGCAUGUAACAGCUCAUGUGUGCUUAACCGCAAACGUGGAUUGUGAUUUACUCGUGCUGUUUGUAUCUUUGUUUCUGACGAUUGAUUGAAACACAUUGUUCUCGUUGAGUAUAAAUGUUUUUUUUUAAUUUGCGAGUUGGUCCGUUUUAAGACUGAUUGUAAUGAUCAAUUAGCUGUACCUUAAUGGUUUUAUGCACCUUGACUUCGGACAUCA